UUCGGAGUCGGGCGGCUCCUCUCUUCGAAGCACCUCUCAUCGGGAGCGGGCGGCUGCGACUGCAUCUUGGGCGGCCGUCCGUGCCGAGAACCAUGAGACCCGGGGGCUCAGGCUGCUCCGACGGGCUGCUGCUGAUAGUCGGCUGGCUGCUUCUAGCGGGCCUCCAGUCAACGUUCAGAAUCAACGUCACCGCGGUCCAGGAUCCCAGCUUGGCCAACGAGGGCGAGGGCGAGGGCGAGAACGAGGCCAAGGAGGAGAAAGAAAACGACAGCGAGGCCGAGAACGAGCCCCAGGCUGAGGCCGAGGAGGAUGGUAAGUGUGUUGGUAUAAGAGAAGUUAUAUUAACAAAUGGAUGCCCUGGGAGUGAAUCCAAAUGUAUCGUACGGGUGGAAGAAUGUCGUGGACCAGUAGAUUGUGGCUGGGGUAAACCAAUUUCAGAAAGUCUUGAAAGUGUUAGGCUAGCAUGUGUUCAUACAUCUCCUGUAAACCGUUUCAAAUAUAUUUGGAGACUUCUAAGGCCAGACCAACAAGCCAUUAUACUUGCAAAUGAUUCAGCAAUCCUGGAGGUUCACAGGGAUACUCACCCUAAGGCUUUUGAGUGUGAAACGUUGGAUAAUAAUGAAAUAGUAGCAUCUAUUAAAUUCACAAUCUAUACAACAACUGAAUUGCAGAUGAAAAAAUCAAGCCGACCAGACAUUGAUGCAGUCCUAGUUUUUGUUCUGACCAUAGGAGUUAUUAUCUGUAUAUUCGUGAUCUUUGUACUGAUCUUCAUAAUUAUAAACUGGGCGGCAGUCAAAAAUUUCUGGGGGGCAAAAGCCUCGACAACUGGGAUACAGUCUGAGCUGAGUUCAAUGAGAUACAAAGAUACAACCUAUCUUGACCAAUCACCAACAGAAAUACCUGGACGUGAAGAUGAUGCUUUAAGUGAAUGGAAUGAAUGA
Messenger RNA from Physeter macrocephalus (sperm whale), 941 nucleotides. It is a transcript of the gene SPACA1, whose product is annotated as sperm acrosome associated 1. Lineage: Eukaryota; Metazoa; Chordata; Mammalia; Artiodactyla; Physeteridae. Gene Ontology annotation, biological process: acrosome assembly. Bases 93 to 941 code for a protein of 282 amino acids. The record is from RefSeq and is a predicted model, not a curated record. The transcript is spliced from 6 exons. Gene Ontology annotation, cellular component: acrosomal membrane.